Molecule: messenger RNA, 3975 nt
Organism: Carassius gibelio (silver crucian carp)
Lineage: Eukaryota; Metazoa; Chordata; Actinopteri; Cypriniformes; Cyprinidae
Product: serine/threonine-protein kinase par-1
Exons: 10
Coding region: 1100-2929 (609 amino acids)
Biological process (GO): lipid transport; protein phosphorylation; lipoprotein metabolic process
Cellular component (GO): extracellular region
Molecular function (GO): protein kinase activity; lipid binding; ATP binding
Source: RefSeq, a predicted model, not a curated record
AUGCAAUCUGGGUUAUAUGUAGCAAUGGGAACACAUUUUGUAAGCAAAGAAAACUUGCAAAUGAUUCAUUCAAAAGGCUGAUUCAUUCAAUAAGUAAAAACACCAUCCAUUUUACCGUCUUCAAUUUAUAAUGCAUGGAAUUUUGGGUUUUAAUAAACCAAUAAAUCAGUGUGCAUGCACUCCUGACCUUACUCCUGAGUGGGAAAUUAAAUAAUCCGUGGUCCCAUUAGUGGGAAAAUGGGAAAAUAAUUACUUAUUUUCUGUGUUUAUGGGGAUCUUCUCCUUGAACUGUAACCUUAUCGUGGUGGAGGGGUUUGAGUACCCGAAUUAUCUUUGUAUGAUUUUUUAUGCAAAUAGACCCAGAGGAUGAAAGUGAAACCAAGCAGUAGAUUUCUAAUGUGAGACCUUCACAUUCAGUUUGAUUUCUAUUUGAUUUGAUUUGACUUGUCUAUCUGAUAAGAUUUAGAAAAACAUAGUCAAGGAAAUGCAUUCUUAAUGUAAUAAUUUAUACUUCUGACUUAUCCUUCUUUUAAGGUUAAAAGGCUCAAUUGUGUGGUUUAUCAUUUUAUUAUUUAUUUUGUUUUUGUGAAUACCUGUGUUUCAACUGUAUUUUGCUAUUUCGUGGUCUACAAAAUGAAAGUGAGCCAUCAUAACAUGUAGAGAACAGUGGGCACAGCUAUCAGGAACCAUUGAGCAGCGAAGAGCAUCACAGUUGAUCAAAUGUUUGGGCCCCAUUCACUGAUUCAGUAUCAGAGUAAACAGGAGUUUCCCAUAAGCGUGCCCGACGCAUCGGGAUGAGAGACCACUGCCUAAAAUCACGUGAUUUCUGCAGAAAGCUGGGCAAGCGACACCGUAGCUAUAGUGCUAGACAGAGGAGUGAAAGCUUUGUAGAAAAAUAAAUAAACAUAUAAUUAAAUAAACCUCAAUGUGUCAGUGUUUUGCUGCCCAAAUCUAAAGCGACUAAAGAAAUAGGAAAAAUAGAAUGUAAUGUCGAGUAGCCUAUAUAAUAAGCGGACUUUGGCAGGACAUUGAAAAGUAAGUUAUGUGAUUAGACACACAGGUGCACACACGUGCUUUAAAACUAGAGGAUGGCUCGGUCAUGUACACAUCAAGUGUACUUUCGUUUUUAUCGUCGAGCUGUAAAGGCAAAACGUUUCCUUGUUUGGGCGCGUGCUCAAACUUCACCUGUUUCACCGCAACACAGGACACAAGAACACCACACAAGAGGUUCGAUCAGGACUACAACAAGAAAUAUUCAGAGAUGGGCAACUCACAGUCAGCUAUAAAAUAUCCAGGCUACACAUUAGUGAGUGAAGAUGAGCAGAUGAUCCUGGUGAAAAAUGAAGGUGGCGAUCAGUUUGUCAUUGAAAAGUUCAACACAGGACAGGAAAAUGAUUUAAACUUUCUCUUACAACUCAAUCAUCCACACAUCGUCCAUCACAAGGAAGUCAUCACAGGUCCUGACUGUCUGUAUCUUGUACUGGAGCUCUGUGAGGGUGGAGAUCUUGUUCAGAAAAUCAAACACAAAUCACAGGCAGCAGAUACAUUUUCUGAGAAUGAGAUUCUGGACUGGACUGUGAAGAUCUGUAUGGCAUUAAAGCACCUGCACGAUCGACAGAUCCUCCAUGAAAACCUGCAGCCCAAGAGCUUAUUUUUCACUGCAUGUGGUAUCAUUCGUCUGGGACAGUUUGGAAACAGUUAUGAACGGUCCACUGCUGCACACACAACAGACACUGAAGCUCUUGUAUAUGUUGCACCUGAGAAUUUGAGUGGCAGACCGUAUGAUGAGAAAACUGAAAUUUGGAGGUUGGGAUGUGUCAUCUAUGAGCUGUGCAAGCUGAAGAGUGCGUUUAAAGCAAGAAACCCAGUUGAGAUUGUAACAAAGAUACUCACCUGCUGCUAUGAAGCUCUUCCCAACACCUUUUCUGAGGAUCUUCAUCAGCUUGUGAAAGACACACUUCAGAAGGAUCCAGAGCAACGGCCAUCUGUCAAUGAGAUCCUGAAGAGGCCUUUUAUUAUCGAACACCUUCAUACAAUGAUCAUGCAAACUAUUGAUGAGCUUUAUAAGUCUCUAGAUGUAAUGAGAAACCUGGCCGAUGGUUUGGAGACGGUCCACUUCAACACAACUGUCAGCAGUCUCACAGGAGGAGUAGUAGGUCUGGCUGGAGGAAUCACAUCUAUAAUUGGACUUAUUCUCACGCCAUUCACUCUCGGAGCCUCUCUGAUAGUGACAGGUGUGGGAAUUGGUACGGCAGUCGCUGGUGGAAUAACAGCUGGAGCCAGCAACAUUACAAACAUGGUUAACCAGCAAACAAACAGACAAAAGAUAAAAAUGAUCUUAACAGAGUUCCAGGAGAAAAUGACCUCCAUUAUAUGCUGCAUAGAAAAUAUCUCAACAGCAGUGGAAACGCUACAAAAUGAGUUUUCAACAAGCAGUGGGUCACUUUCCAAUCCACAAUCCGGGAUGAGAGUAGGAGCUCGACUUGGACGAGGCCUGGGAGGAAUCCCGGAGCUUCUUCGUUUAACUCAAGUCAUAAAUGUGGGGAAGAUUGCAGCUCAGGCUGCAAGAGCAGUUCGUGCGGCUGAAGCAGUUACAGGGGUUUUAUCUGCACUUUUCAUAGCUGUUGACGUCUUCUUCAUUUUUCUUGACUCCAGAGAAAUCCACAAUAUCCGCAGAGAUUGUGCUUUACAACUGAGUCGACAAGAAUCCACCAGCAACCAAACCACUGUGUUAAAUGACCGGACACCGAAUAACAGCGACACAACAAACCUGCUGCCUUCAAACACUUAUCAAGCAGAAGAGCUGAAGUCUGAGACCAUGAAAUUUGUGACAAAAAUAAAAGAGACUACAGAGGAGCUUCAGACGAUUCUGGAUACGCUACGAGACGCAUUGAACCCAAACUCUGAGACAGCAAACACAGAAAAUUGAGAAUUUGUUAUUUAAUCAUAAAUACAUGAUUUUUGUUUAUUUUUUAUGUAGUAGUAGAAGCUGUUGUAGUACAAUAUUACAAUGCAAUAAAUAAUGCAUCUAGUUCAUAUGAUUAACAUAAUAUGGACUAUCUAUUUCAUAAUAUAUUCCAUUUAUUUCUAGGUCCAGUGAUGCGCACACACAACAGAAACUAAAAAGUGAAAAUGAAGUGACAUAUAGCCCAUACUUGGAAUUUGUGCUCUGCAUUCAACCCAUCCAAAGUGGAUACACACAGCACUGAGCACACACUGUGAACACACACACCCGGAGCAGUGGGCUGUCAUUUAUGCUGAUGUGCCCAGGGAGCAGUUAGGGGUUCGGUGCCUUGCUCAAAGGCACCUCGUUCGUGGAAUUCAAGGUAGAGAGAGUGCUGUCCAAUCACUCCCCCCACCUAUAAUUCCUACGUUCGUAGUCAGGGGAAGGAGGAGGCGGGAAUUGGUGGACAUUAAACGAAACUUUAUUAAUCAAAUAAACACAAAACAAUCAAUAAUUGUGGAACUCCAGUAAGGCGUUCUGCUAUUUUAUUCACUUAAACGUUGAAUGAAAUAUUUUCUAUUUAAUACUCGAGACCGGUGAGUGGCGCAGGUGUUGCUGAUUUCCAAUUACUCCAACGGCCUCAACCCGUUCCCAAGGCUCUUGUCCCUGCCCUACUUGUCACAAACAUUUUUUACUGUCCAAAAAUAUAAAUUUGACACAAUCCCUAAACCUAAACCUGCCCAUAAUUUAUUCCCCAAAUCAGUGGGAAAUGAUAUCUGAUUAACAAGGGUGAAGAAGCACCUAACCCUGAUUGUAAGCCUAAAACAGAUAUUUCCUGAAAAAUUGAUAAUAUUUUUCCAGGAUAAACAAGGAAGUUGAUUCAGGAACAUGUUAUUUUAAAGAAAUCAUGAUCACCAUAAUCCGUGCCGACCUGAGACUCAAAUUCACAACCUUUGGAUUACAAGUCUGAAUCUCUGAUGAACAGCCUGUUUGAGUUUAUAUGCAGUUUUCAAUAAAUUGCCUACUCUCUA